CAAUGCCCCUUGAUGGAGCAGCAGAUACACUGAACACAGGAUGGCUUGACGGCCCCGGCUACAUCUGCCGCUUUCUCUGCCGCUUUCUAGCACAUUUUUGUGUAUGAGUUACCUCCGUACAGCUUUUUCAUCAGCAAAUGUAGGAGAGGGAGGCGGGAAAAAAACAAGCAAAACCACACAACAAGUGCAACUGUCUCCUCAAAUAUAUCGAAAGGUUUUUUUUUUUUUUUUUUCUUCCUUACCAACGGCUCUGCGACGCUGUGUUUGUUUGCAGGAACCAACUGCACCUUUUAUCCGGAAACUUCACCUUGGUUUAAUGAACAGAGUUAACCUGUGUACGUUGAAACUCAGAUAUUCACAGUAAGUGGUUUUAAGUUCUCAGCCCCCCCAAAAAAGUGGCUUUUUUACAACAACAAAAAAGGGGUUGUUAUUUUAACGCCAGUAGUGAAGGUGUAAUUACUUAACACUUUCAACAUGGCUGCUGCGGGAACGGCAGUGGGAAAAGUUUGACACUGACGUGGGAGAAGUUUUAUGCGAAAGCUAGUUUGGCUACAUGAGUUUGUUGGCCACAUAUUAAAGUCGUCGGGACUCUCCUCCAAAGCCUGGCACCGCUUUCCCCGGACUUACAAACCAGUGGAUGAACCGUGAGAGAGCCCCCUCCUCCUCCUCUGUAGUCACCGCCGACAGUCACUGCAGUGGACUUUGUGGGCAAACUGUGUGUGUGUCUUCUUCUCCAUCGUAAGCUCUCUGUGGUGGCGUCUGAGGACUUUGUCGUCGGGGGUUAGCAGGCUGUGUUUCGAGCUAAAAUAAAAAAGAAGAAAAUGCAUUUUUCCAUACCCGAAACGGAGGUUCGUUCGGGAGAAAAUGGAUCAACAUAUGUGGCCUACAACAUCCACGUCAAUGGCGUGCUGCACUGUCGGGUACGCUACAGUCAACUUCUCGGCCUCCAUGAACAGAUAAAGAAAGAAUAUGGCAGCAAUGUGGUGCCUGCGUUUCCUCCAAAGAAGAUCUUCACGCUGACUCCUGCUGAGGUCGAACAGAGACGAGAACAGCUGGAGAAAUACAUGCAGGCUGUGCGUCAGGAUCCCUUGCUCGGAGCCAGUGAGAUGUUCAACAGCUUCUUAAGAAAAGCACAGCAGGAGACGCAGCAGAUUCCCACAGAAGAAGUCGCUCUAGACAUCUGCCUCUCCAACGGUCAGAAGGUUACAGUCAACAUUCUGACCUCGGAUCAGACGGAGGAUGUCCUUGAUGCUGUUGCAACAAAGCUCGACCUUCCAGAUGACCUUGUUGGUUACUUCAGCCUCUUCCUCGUCCGUGAGGGUGUGGACGGAGGUUUAACAUUUGUGCGGAAGCUGCAGGAGUUUGAGCUGCCUUAUGUAUCCAUUACCAGCUUGCGGAGCUCUGAAUUUCACAUACUCCUACGGAAAAGUUACUGGGACAUGGCGUACGAUGCCGAUGUCAUGGACAACAGAGUCGGCCUGAAUUUGCUAUACGCCCAGACAGUGUCUGACAUUGAGCGAGGCUGGAUACUCGUCAACAAAGACCAGCACAGGCAGCUCAAAUCACUGCAGGAGAAAGGCUCCAAGAAAGAAUUCAUCCAUUUAGGUCAGACUCUAAAAUAUUACGGCUAUAUCAAGUUUGACCCUUGUAUCACCGACUUCCCCGAGAAGGGCUGCCAAGUCAUCGUCAGCGCCGGCAACAACGAGCUCAACUUCCACGUCAAGCUUCCCAACGAACAGAUGAAGGAAGGGAGCUUCAAGGUCACACGCAUGAGGUGUUGGCGAGUCACGUCUUCUCAAGUCCCAAUAGCCAACGGCACCACCAAUCCCUGCAGCUCCUCCAAAUGCGAGGUGAAACUGGAGCUGGCUUUUGAGUAUCUAAUGAGCAAGGAUCGCCUCCAGUGGGUCACCAUCACCAGUCAACAGGCCAUCAUGAUGAGCAUCUGCCUUCAGUCGAUGGUGGACGAGUUAAUGGUGAAGAAAUCAGGCGGCAGCAUAAAAAAGAUGCUGAGGAAACGACACAACGGCUCCAUCCACCGGCCAGACAGUCAGCAAGCUGUGAAAUCUCCCCCUCUACUGGAUUCCCCCGACCCGAACCGUGAACAAAUCGUCAAACUCUCAACCAAGCUGAGCUCCGUGUCCCUGCGAGGGAUCAGCGCCUCCAACUCGGCAAACGAUAUCAGCGGCAAUGAUUUCCAUGGCAACUAUGCUUUCGAGGGAAUCGGGGAUGAUGACCUGUAACCGCCGAAGCGCCCUCCUCCCUUUCUUCAUUCCACUGUCAACGACUGGGGACGACAAAGAUUACAAGCUGAGCUGAGCCGAGCGGACCACACAAUGGCGUCCGAUUCUGCAAGAUUGUAGCCUCUUCCUGGAGAAAUCGCUGCCUUAAGCUCUCAUUUAAUCUUUGGCGGUGUCCUUUUUUCUUUUAGACUCUAAAAGCUCAUCUUGAUUUGUGUUUUAGUUUAAAAUCAUAUUCAAUCGAAAGUUGUUUUUUUAAACGUGUGGCAACAUGCAGUGAAGAGCAGGUAAAGCCACAGGUACUCGAAUAGGGAAGCUGUUACUGUCCCUGCUUCAGUUUGAUUCACAGUAAAUGUGAAGCUCUACAAUGCAGUUAAAUUCUUGAGGUACAAAGUAAAUUAAUAUAUUAUAAACUACAUGAAAAAAAACUGCUAGAUCCUGGAUUCUUCCCUCGGUGGCUGCAUGUUCCUCCCUAAACCAGAGAGCCAAAUGUUUAGUUAGACCUGGCACUAGUGAUAAUACAGCAGAACUGAACUCGGGUAGUUCUGAAAAAAUGACCCAGAGUCGCCGUGAAUGUGUUGAAAUCCAUCUCAAAAGUGUAGAGUAUCCAGAGCAGCGGCUUAACUUAUGUCGAUGAUCAAUUUUUGGCUUGGCUAUAAACCAAAACGUCAUGUUUUUAUACUGUCAGUGAUCCUCCAUGUGUCGUUCUACUCGUGUGCCAAGCCGUCAGAUAUCUCGGCAAAGAAUACCAGUGGUGUUUUGAGCUCGCGUUUGAGGCACAGUCACUCAUACUGCCUUCAGAAAUAGUCUGAUGCCUUAAACUUUUACUUUUUAGCCUCGGUGGUUUGUCAUUUAAGCAGACAUUGGUUGGAACAACAAAAAAAACAAACGUCAGCGUCAGCCAGUGUUACCUAGAAUCUUGCAGAACUUGAUAGAUGGUUGAUUUGGCCGAGCUGCUUGCACUUGCUGAACUCAUCCUUUUGCACAGUAUUACAGGUGGAGAUGAAUGUUUGAGUGGAAGCUUGAGCAUGACUUUUAACAUUGUGUGGAGAUUUUUCUUUUUAUUCCAAGAGGCUCUGUAAAUCCAUCUUUUUUUUUUUAAAGCAAUUUUUUUAAAGGUUUCUCAUAAAUGCCAAAUUAUAGUUUACUAAAGCAUUUUGCACAAAAUAAACAUAAAAAUUAUGACAAUGUCACUUUUUAUAUUAUGUACAUGCAAUUAAGUAUUCUGAACAUUUACUAAUAACUUUAUCAUCAAUAGCUUAUUGUAAUCAAAUAGAUCAAAUGUAAUCUAAGCUGUAUAGAACAAAAAGUUUAAAUGGACUAACAUGUAUCAUUGUUUACAUAAUGUUUAGGGGACUUUAUUAGUUAAAAUGGAAAGUGUUUACAAAUUUUUGCAUCCGAUUCUCUUUGUCAGGCGAGCGAGUGUUGUUGUUGUGGGGGGUGGGGCGUUCUCCUGGGCUUCAGUUCAUUGUAAUUUGUAAUUUGUACGUACAUUGUGCCAAUCAUCUCAGAGGAUUUAGCUGAUAAGGUGCUUUGGUGGCUAAAUGAGAUCACAAUUGCUGGAGUGAACAAAGUUCAUGGAGGGCAGGCAACAAAAAAAACGAACAUAUCCCGCUGUUUUUAUAAGACGUGUCAUUCCAUUUUUUUAAAUCACUGUCAGCGUGUUUCAAAGCCUCUAAAUGUAAAUCAGUGCCAACCUAUCCAAACAGCUUUACUCUCACUGGUAGCCAGAACUGUAAACACAAUGUUCUCAAUAGAAAUGUCUUGUUAAUUCACUGCUGUGCUUCUUCUCGGUCUUCAGUUGCAUUAUGUGGGGACGUGGACGCCACUGUCAAUAUCGAGUACAUGGAAAGCUGCAAUGUUCCUGGAUGUUAAUAAACGUGUAGGUGCCAAAUUCCACUUCAAAGUGCAUUUAUCAUCAGCAUCAUCAUCAUCAGCAUCACUUUUACAGAAAAUGUCAUUGUAUCGACUCGAUUCAUUCCACCACCUUUCAUUUUGAUUUUAGUGGUAAGGUCAGUGACAACUGUCAUGAUGCUACAAUAAACUCUGAAAUUAGAUGAA
Larimichthys crocea (large yellow croaker) is the source of this 4298-nucleotide messenger RNA. RefSeq names its product sorting nexin 17 (gene snx17). Gene Ontology annotation, molecular function: phosphatidylinositol binding. The transcript has 15 exons. Gene Ontology annotation, cellular component: early endosome. Gene Ontology annotation, biological process: endocytic recycling; intracellular protein transport; signal transduction. The record is from RefSeq and is a predicted model, not a curated record. Lineage: Eukaryota; Metazoa; Chordata; Actinopteri; Sciaenidae. The coding region runs from base 822 to 2240 and encodes 472 amino acids.